AUGGCCGGCGAGCCCAGGGCUGGCGGAGACGCCACGCUGCGCCGGCUCCUGCGGCUGCACCGCACCGAGAUCGCGGUGGCGGUGGACAGCGCCUUCCCACUGCUGCACGCCCUGGCCGACCAUGAUGUGGUCCCCGAGGACAAGUUCCAGGAGACGCUGCGCCUGAAGGAGAAAGAGGGCUGCCCCCAGGCCUUCCACGCCCUUCUGUCCUGGCUCCUGACCCAGGACGUGGGAGCCAUCCUGGACUUCUGGAGGGUUCUCUUCAAAGACUACAACCUGGAGCGGUAUAGCCGGCUACAGCCCAUCCUGGACAGUUUCCCCAAAGAUGUGGACCUCAGCCAUCCCCGCAAAGGGAGGAAGCCCCCUGCCAGCCACAAGGCCUCAGUACUGCCACCCAGACUCCCCACCAAGAGGAAGGCCCUCGAGGAGCCUCGAACCACCCCACCAGCAGCCCUGACUCCAAGGGCCACCUCCAGCCUGGGGUCCCAACCGAAGGCCAAGCCCCUCAAGAAGCCAGAGGGCAACCUGGAGCCGCAGCGCCUCCCACUGGGGAAUGGAAUUCAGACCAUGUCAGCUUCGGUCCAGAGAGCUGUGGCCGUGUCCUCUGGGGACAUGCCAGGAACCCGUGGGGCUGUGGAGGGGAUCCUCAUCCAGCAGGUGUUUGAGUCAGGGAGCUCCAAGAAGUGCAUUCAGGUUGGGGGGGAGUUUUAUACCCCCAGCAAGUUUGAAGACCCAGGCAGCAGUACAAAGAACAAGACCCGAAGCAGCAGUGCUCUGAAGCCUCUGGUCCGAGCCAAGGGAGCCCAGAGUGCUGCCUCUGGUGGAGGUGAGCAGAAAGUAGACCAGCAGGGCAGGGUUCCUAUCCAUCCAGCCCUCCCCAGCGAGCCCCAGCUACACCAGAAGAAUGAGGACGAGUGUGCCGUGUGCCGGGAUGGUGGGGAACUCAUCUGCUGUGAUGGCUGUCCCCGGGCUUUCCACCUGGCCUGCCUGUCCCCUCCACUGCGGGAGAUCCCCAGUGGCACCUGGAGGUGCUCCUGCUGCCUCCAGGGGAGACUCCAACAGGGCCUGCCCCGGGCUGAGGAGCCCCGGCCUCCUGAGCCACCUGCGGAGACCCCGGUCCUCCUAGGACUGAGGUCAGCAGGAGAGGAGGUGAGAAACCUGCCCAGAGAGCCCCCAGCCAGCAUGGACCCUGCUCUCACCUACACGCACCUGCUAGCUCCACCUUCCACAGCCCCUCUGCCCGUGCUAGAGCCUUCAGCCCUGCGUCCUCUGCUGAGUGCUGGCCCUGAGGGGCAGAAGGGCCAGGCGCCGGGCGCGCGGUGCGGUGUGUGCGGGGACGGCGCGGACGCGCUGCGGUGCGCGCACUGCGCCGCCGCCUUCCACUGGCGCUGCCACUUCCCGGCGGGCACGGUCCGUCCCGGGACCGGCCUGCGCUGCAAGUCCUGCUCGGGAGACGCGGCCCCGGCCCCCCGGGAGGGAGCGCCCGUCCUCAGCCCCGCGCGUCCCGCCCCCGGGCCUGCCAAGGUGGGGGAUGACUCUACUGGCCAUGAGCCCGUUCUGCACAGGGAUGACCUGGAGUCCCUCCUGAGUGAGCACUCCUUCGAUGGCAUCCUUCAGUGGGCCAUCCAGAACGUGACUCGUCCGCUGGCCGAAGCACCGCCCUUCUCCUCCUGA
This is a messenger RNA of Castor canadensis (American beaver), 1674 nucleotides long. RefSeq names its product autoimmune regulator (gene Aire). NCBI's taxonomy places the organism in Eukaryota, Metazoa, Chordata, Mammalia, Rodentia, Castoridae. Gene Ontology annotation, molecular function: translation regulator activity; DNA binding; DNA-binding transcription factor activity, RNA polymerase II-specific. The record is from RefSeq and is a predicted model, not a curated record. Gene Ontology annotation, biological process: regulation of transcription by RNA polymerase II; humoral immune response. Gene Ontology annotation, cellular component: cytoplasm; nucleus.